Molecule: messenger RNA, 8949 nt
Organism: Kazachstania africana CBS 2517
Lineage: Eukaryota; Fungi; Ascomycota; Saccharomycetes; Saccharomycetales; Saccharomycetaceae
Gene: CSF1
Product: Csf1p
Exons: 1
Coding region: 1-8949 (2982 amino acids)
Biological process (GO): fermentation
Cellular component (GO): membrane
Source: RefSeq, a predicted model, not a curated record
AUGGCCUCUAGUUCAGAAUUUCAAUCUGUUCCAAUCAGUGGGGGCAAAAAUUUUAGUUGGGUCUUCCUUCUGGAUUGGAUUUUACUAGUUGUUUUAUGCCUAAGUGUGAUUUUUUACGUUGGAAGGGCUAUUGCAUACAUUACAAGUCUCAUAUUGGAAUGGCUCCUUUGGAAAAGAGCACAUAUCAAAGUAAAUAUAGAGUCAUUACGAAUAUCUCUACUAGGGGGAAGAAUAUUUUUCAAAAAUGUAACCAUUAUACAUAAAGAUUACACAAUAUCACUCUUACAGGGUACUCUGACAUGGAGAUACUGGCUCCUCAAAACAAGAAAACCAUCAUACCAUUUGGAAAGCAAAGAUUCUAAUGGUGUUACUAUGAAGAAAAAUGAACAACUCCCGUGUAGAUUCGUGUUGCAUUGUGAAGGUGCCGAAAUAUUCGUCUAUAAUAGGACAUGGUCAUACGACAAUAUAAUUAACUUAUUCUCCAAGGAAGAAAGAAUCAAGUUUCAGAAGUUUCUGGAUGAACAAAUAUUUAAUGAUCAUUCGAGCUAUUCGAGCAAGACUACAAACGGUGCAAAUAGUAGCACCGGUGAAAGCAAUUCUGACACAAAGCUUAAUGACGAGGAUUUUGUUGAAUCAGGCUACAGUUCACAAUCAACCUAUAAUCAGAAUAAUGAUAGAAUUUUCGAUCAGGCAAAAUCCGAUAAGGACUCACUAUUUUUACAGACAUUUCCAGUAGAAAUAGAGGUACACCGUGCUUCUUUAGCUUUUGGCAAUAAGUUUACACCGUCCCUUGUUAUAAUUAGCAGCGAACAUGGUACAGGUAUAAUAGAUUAUUGUCAACCGAAAGAAAAAUUAGAUUUGUAUAAAAUGAAGCUUGCAAUAGAGACACACAAUUUUGCUGUGACGGUAAAACCAAAUAUUGGAUACAAAGAAGAAAUGUUGCUAAAAUUCAAAAUUGAUAGAGGCAAACUGUCACGACUAUGGAAAAGAUUCACACCAAUAACUGGUAUAAUAACAAGACCAUUAGGAUUGACUCAGAGAAAGAAAAAACGCAACGAACCACCUGAUUUGUUUAUUCAAAAGUGGCAAGGUCUUUCUCUAUAUAAAGGAACAAUUUUUGAACCUACAACUGAUGAUUUGGAUGAUAUUCAAUUCGAUUUCUUAAAUCAUGAGUAUGCAAAAUUUAGUAGUGUAGUAAAAUGUCCAAAAGCAAUCUUCACGUACGAAUAUGAUAUCCCAGGUUGUGUACCUCAUGGUGCACAUCCAACAAAUUCUGAAAUCGAUGGCCCUGAUGUUGGAAAUAAUGGCGCACCACCAACGCACUCACUAGAUAUCCAAAUAUUCGGAGGAUCGAUAUGUUAUGGUCCAUGGACUCAAAGGCAGAUGAAUUUCAUACAUUCAAUGCUAGCACCCGCAGUAUCGAGAACAGAAAGUCCAGUUAAAAGAAGGGUACCAGGCUCUACGAGAAUAUACACAGCCACUAAGCUUUCGAUAUCUAUAAUGGAUGAUACAACAUGGCGCAUUGCAACAAGAGAACCAAGUAAGGACAAUAUAUUCUUGAAGCAUUAUAAAGAAACUAAUGACGAUUACAGACCUUUUGGUUGGAUUGAUUUGAGAUUUUCAAAAGAAAGUUAUGCUUAUUUCACCUUUGCUUUGGUUCCUACAACGGAAGGAUUCAAAAAUGACAUUAACAUUCAUCUCGCGCAAAAUGAAAUAAGAUCAAGUGUAAAUCAUGAUAUUUUAAUGAAAUGUAAAUUUUUUGACUUCGAUAUCGACGUUUCAUAUCCUUUGGUUUGGAAUGACAGAGCUACAUGGACAAUUGAUAUGAAUUCAAACCAAUUGGAAACCUUUUUAUUAAGAGAACAUAUCACAUUGAUUGCCGAUACACUUACAGACUUUACAUCUGGUGAACCAACACCGUAUGAGUUAUUCAGACCAUCUGAAACCUUUAUUAACUGGAAAAUGGAUGCUUACUUCAUUUAUCUGAACGUGAAUGAUCACAAUAUUGUUAAUAACCCGCUAGAUUUUAAUGAAAAUUGCUAUCUGUCGCUGCAUGGUGAUGACCUAUUGAUUAAUGUUACAAUACCCAGUGAAGAUAUUACAGCACAAUUUAACGAAAUUACAUACAAUAUCACAACACCCAUGUUCAGGUUAUUAUUAAACACACCCCCUUGGAAUACAUUAAACGAAUUCAUGAAAUAUAAGGAAGUCGGUAGAUCAUAUGAUUUCAGUGCUAAAGGUUCAUACUUACUCUAUUCAGAACUAGAUGUGGACAAUGUUGAUACCAUUUCCAUUAUCUGCGAAAGUAGAGGCACAACAUUACAAUGCUAUGGGUUUGUAAUAAGGUAUUUAGCGAACGUCAAGAUGAACUAUUUUGGUGAUUUUUUUAAUUUCAUCACCUCAGAAGAAUACACGGGUAUUACAAGAGAUGAAGAGCUUGAGGAAGAAUUAAUAUCAUCCAAUCUAUCCGAUAAUGAGGACAAUGGAGACGUGUAUUCUGAUGGAGAAAGUGGUAUGGAUGAUGCGAUCUCACAGGAAAUACCAGAAAGGACAACCCUUAAAAGAUCUGACUUAAGAAGGACAGCAAAUGAAACAGAUCUCUUUUUAACUUUUUCUGUGUGGGACGGUGCCAUCAUACUCCCAGAAACAAUUUAUAACUGUGAUAAUUGUACCGCUCUCAAGUUCGGUGAGCUUAUUAUAGAUCUUAGAAGCAGUAACUAUUAUAUGGAUUUAUUGGCUUCCUUAGAGGAUACCGUCAUGGAGAGGUACACGGAAAAGAGUCCGAUUGACAUUUUUAAAUCAGUUCUACAUGAUAAUAGAGAAAGUAGCGAAGCUCAAGGGUUUUUAUCUGAUCUAUCUAUUCAUGGUCAUAGGAUGUUUGGCUUACCGCCCAAUGAACCCACAUACUUCUGUAAAUGGGAUUUUGACAUCGGCGUUUUGAAUGUUAACUCAGAGUUUGAUUUUUUAAAGGGAUUUUUGACUUCUUUUUCUCGAAUAGGUUUUGGAUUUAAGGAUUUAGAAAAUAUUCUGCUAUACAGUAAGGAAGUCAUAAAUGAUAUGACUUCAUUAACUGUAAAUGCUCAAGAAAUUUCUGUGAAUUUGAAGAAUGAGGUAUCUGGCAUUGACAUGGCUCUGAAAACACAACAUGUAAAUUUCACAAGUAUCGACUUUGAAAGUGCGAAUUAUUCGAGCAGACUUGAUCUAAUCAUACCUUCUCUAAAGAUGUCUAUGUACGGUCUUGACAUAGAUGGUAAGAAGGCACGGCUGUUUAACUUCACAACAAAAGUUCACUUAACAGACUUCGCACAAAAAAAGAACUUCAAGAGACACCGGUCAAUGCAGCGGAAUUAUAUAACACUUAAUGAUGCUGCUUUCCACAGGACGUCAUUCUUACUCCCGCAAAGCUUUCAAAAAAAAGAACUGUACAACGAGCUUUAUGGAAGUAUUGUACCAUCCUCUUCGCUACCGGUUUUGGCACUACCCAUCUUACCUAAAACCGUAGAUUUCAUACUGGAGGACUUCCUAGGAGAGUAUGUUUCACUUCUUGAUGAUCGUACUAUUUUCAGAAUGCCAUUUGGGUCAACCAAUACGCCUAACCAAGCUAGCACUCAUCACGAAGAGGACAUGGAUCCACUUGAAUUUAGCAAUAGCACUGUAUCAACUGAAAAAAAUUACCAAUGCGAUAACUUAGUGAUAGAUAUCGAAUACAUUUCGGUUGAAAUUAAUCCAUCAAUAUCAACUUAUAUUGAAAGCCUGUCAUCUACAGUAUAUGAAGAAAACAUUGUUCAAGUCAUUGAUGAUAUCGAGAUUGAGACAAUUAAAAUAUUGAGCACUUUUCAAGAAGGGACUUCAUCUAUUACAAAUAUCAAACUCAGGGUGUUAUACUCUGAUAUAUAUUGGGGCGAGCGGGACAGAUAUGGUAUAGAAUUAUAUCUCGAUAAAUUGGAUUUCGAAAUGUCCCAAAGAAAUAUAGAAAAAGACAGAGAAAAAGGACUUUUGGAAAUUACUAUGCUCGCCAAAACAAGGUCAAUAAGGGCUUCAAUAAGUGAGGAAGGAUCCACCAAAAAUGAGAAAGAAAGGCCUCCUGCCCUCUCUUUAGUUGUUGAGGGCUGUGAAUUAUGGUCCGCUACUGCUGAAAAACAGGUUAAUUCAAUAGAUACUAUAUCUACAGACAUUACCAUUGAUGAAUCACAGUUGGAAUGGCUGUUCCUUUUUGUAAAUGAACAGAAUCAGAAUUUACAGAACAUCAUUACAACUCUCAACUCUGUACAGGCCGAACACACGGUAUCCCGUAGAAAAUUAAUAUCAAAGCUCACUGCAGCAAAUGACUUUUACCAAAUCAGUCAUGAUCCCUAUGUCAUUACGAAACCUGCAUUUAUCACUAGGCUUUCUAAAGGUCAUGUGAGGGAGAAUAGGAGCUGGAAAAUCAUUACACGUCUACGCCAUAUUUUAACAUAUAUCCCAAGUGAUUGGGAGAGUGGUGUGGAAAAUUAUUUGAAAGAAAAAAGCUUAAACGAUCAAGAUGAGGCCAAGAAGGUCUUCAUGUCUGUAUUUUCCAACUGGAGAAAUUGGGAAUUUUCUGAUGUUGCAAGAUCAUACAUUUAUGGAAGACUUUUCCUGACUAACCAGGCUGAAAAACACAAACAAUCAAUGAGAAGGAUCAUCAAAGUCAACUUAUCUUCCUUCUUCUUAACAAGCUACACUGCAGGUUAUGAUAUAGAUCAAAAUUUUGUGCUAACCAAUGCUAAUAUAGUUUUUGAACAGACUCCACCCUUUACAGAGGCAGGAGUUAGUCGAGAGAAACUUAUCAAUUUGACAGGUAGCAUAGGCUCUGUCAAAGGAAAUUUUAGUGAUGAAUUACUCAGGCUUAAGGAAUUGAUCCCGCUUUUAAAUAAGGAACAAGAGAAGAUGGAACGUAGCCCAUCUUUUCAGGUAGAUAACAUUCCCAAGUCGUUCAAAUUGAAUGCGCUACUUUUGUUUGAGAAAACUGAAGUACAGCUUGUUAUUGGUGAAAGUAAACUAACGAAUAGGAUCUUAAAUGGUAAAGUUAGUCUCUUAUUGGAUCAUCCUAAGGAAGCUAUAUCCCCUGCCGGCUCAAUUAUUUUAUAUGCCAAACGGUCCGAAACUCUUAUUACCCACAGAAACACAACAUUAGUGGAAAACCAGGUGCGAGAUUUUUCUUUGUCUGCAACUGUCGAAUCUUGGUCAUCCAAACCAACUGUUUUAGUGAGCACCCAAUGUGCACAUUUUCAUAUUAAGUCUAUGGCUAAAACAGCUACAUUAGUGAACUCUGUAAAGGAAAUGGUUCAAACUGUGAAAAAUAUUGAUAAGCAACUGAGUAUAUCAGAUAGACUCGCAGAAGGAGAAAAUAAGAGUCCAAAAAAGAAAUUAAAGGACGUCGAAAUUGAGGUCGUUUGUCAACUGUCUAAUGUUAGUUUUGAAAUAAUGCCCAUUUCUCCAUUCUAUAUAAGGCAUGAAACGAAAAAAUUUGACUUAAAAUUUAAGCAAUUUGGUUCCCAAAAUGUCAUGAUUGAUGUAUGGGAUACCGACUUUUUUUUAAGGUCCGACCUGACAAAGCAACAGUACUUUAGGAUUUCCUUUGGUGAUUUUCAGAUAACAUAUAAUCUUAUUGAAGGUGAAUUUAUUAUUGUUGACGCAAAUGUUUCAGCCUCCAUGAUCAAACUAACAUUUUCUGAGCCAAAUAGAAUACUAUCAAGUUUUUUGCAGGAUGAACGAACCGCAUCAGAAAGCUUCAAGUUAUUGAAAGCUUUAAAACCUUUUUUGCUUCCUCAAACCGAAGGGCGCUUACAGCCUGCCACUACUAAAGAAAUGAGAUGGCUCUUAGACACAGAUAUCAAAUACUUCGGCAUUUUGGUGCCCAUAUCGACAACAUAUUUUGUAUUUGAAACGCAUGCGCUGGUCUUGUCCAUGUCAGACAUUGAUACUGAGAAAUACACCGAGAAAGACGAAACACAAAGUCAAGUUUCUAUUGAAAAUGUUGUUUUCCUAAUAAAAGAUCGCGGAAUUCCCUCAGCUCUCUCUAGAAUGUUGGAUUUUUCGAUAUCAUUUUCUACAAUCCAGAAAAUGAUGGAAUUGGAUACAUCUUUCCAAGUUGAAAGUAAUCAUUUCAGGAUUUUUUUAUCUCCAUAUUCUUUGGUGCGGUUGGUCUGGGGUGGGCAGCAAUUUUUGGGUCUAGCGAAUUACUAUAAAGAACAAAGAGGUACAGAUCUGUGGGAUAUUAAAGCAUCCAAGCUAAAAAAAGAAAAAAAAGGUUCAUCUUCAAUAGGUAUGAACAUGUCGUCCUUCCAUGUCCUCUCAUAUAAUUUCUGUAUUGGGUGGAUGUUUCCCGAAGCAAAUGCUUCUGCGCCAGGUAUAAUGCUUGGCUUCAGCCGUUUGUUCUCAGCUUACGAAGGAGGAUACGGUAAGUUGACCUUGGUGGAUGCAUUUUUCUCUGUCGCUCGUGGAGCUACGUCUGCAACUUUUUAUCCUCGAGAAAGUGAACUGGAGAGUGUUAAUAGAAGUUAUUUACCAAAUAUGCAAAUUGCAUACUGGGUAAAAAAAUCCGGUUUAAUGAAAGACGUCUUUAUUAGAUUUCAUGGAGAGGCUUUAGAUGUGAGUUUCUUGACGACUUUUAUCACUGUUAUAGAAUCAAUGCUUCAAUCUUUCCAAGUAUUUCAGGAAUUAAAAACUAGCUUGAUUCAACCUAAUACUAGCACAACAGAGAAUAAUACUGAGCCGAAAAUAAAGAGUCUAGCACCAUUCUUAUCGAAUAUCAAAUCGGUCAACUGUCAAUUUAAAUAUGAUGGUGGUGUUUUCAAGGUUUUCUCAUUUGAAGAUAUUGAAUCACACCUUGAACCAUCUUUCGAAUUGAAGACACCUGGUGUUAUAAUAGAUUUCAACUAUAAGCAUAACAUAGGAAGUCUGAAGCCUCAUUGGAUACGAGCACUCGUUGCAAUUGGAUCUACUCACAAUACGCUUUUUGCCGUUUGUGCUCCGCUUAUAGCAGAAUUUCUGGAGCAUAUCCAUGAAAUGGUUAAAAAGCACAGUUCCAAUACUAAACAUGAGAGUAUAGCCACAAAUCUUUCAAAAGCUCCCUCUCAAAAUAUUGACUACAAGAGAUUAUUGGACGGGUUUGAUAUAGCAUUUAAGUUAACUUCAAGUGAACAAAAGUUGAGCUUGAGUUGCGAACCGAAGGCAAAAGUGCAAGCGGAUGUCGGGUUCGACUCUUUUAUCAUAGGAAUUGUAACUAAUAAUCUAGAUGAAACUGAACCAUUGACAUUCUCAUUAUCGAUUAAAAAGACGAAGGCCUCUAUCAAGCAUAUAUUUUCAAAAGAGACCAGUACGUCUUUUGGUCUAGAUCUCAUCGACUUGAAUUUUAUGUUCACACAUCCGGAUAUUAUCAAUAUGUACGGUACUGGUCUUAUAUCUGAGGUCGAUCUAUACUUUAAUGUUAAACAGCUUCAGAAUUUGUACCUGUUCAUAGAUAUUUGGAAGCUAAGCAGUUUCAUCAGACCGGGCCCUAAAGGUAAAAGUAACAAUGGUAAGCGUGAAAACAAACAUUUAACAUUACCACAACCAAGUAACUUAUAUGGCGAAAUUCCAUGGUCUUUCACAUUAAUUUUUACCAAUAUUAAUGGCAGUGCCGAUUUGGGUCCAUCUUUGGGAGUAUUAUCUUUGAAGUUAAAACGUACAUGGGUAGCUUCAGACCAUUAUCAAGACAAGCGACAAGUAAUAAGAGCAUUUACAGACUAUUUAUCUUUUGUUUCAAAAGGUAGACUUAGUGGUAUCUUUGAACUAGAUGGUGCAUCUUGGAUGUCAGAAGUGAGUUGGCCAAAAGAGAAGAGGACACAUAACUAUCCCCUCGUUAAUGUUUCAGUAAAUAUAGAUAACCUAUCUCUCAAAGCAGCCUUUGAUUACCAUAUGUUUUUGAUAGGUACUAUUUCAACGGCAAAAUUUAGUCUUCAUAGCGAAAAGGAUAUCGUGGGAACUAUGCCUGAUCUGUUAAAGGUUAACUUCACAUGUGAAAUGAUUAAUAUUUGUUCUACUGCCUUAGUGGCAGCAAACAUAUUAGAUUUGUACAAUACCGUAAUGCGUAUGAGGCAAGAUAAUAAGAUCUUGUAUUUGGAGACUUUACGUGAAUCUGAUACAUUAGAAACAAGAGGAAAUCCUGAUAAUUACAGGGAUAUUCUUAGGUCACUGAACUUAUUACAGACAGAUGUAUCAACUAAUAUACAUGUACUGAAACUGCAAGUCUCUCCAAUAGCAUUAUUUGACUUGGAAGUGUUGGUUAUAAAUAUAGAAAAUAUUUCCGCAAGAGCAGGAACUUUCGCAGGGGAGAAAUUGAAAACUAUUCUUGAACUGGAAGUCUACGAUGGUUAUGUGGCUCUGUCUACCUCUAAGAGGGAGAUAGACGAAGAUACGGUUUCGGCAAUAUCUGUUGCAGAUUAUAUGGAGUAUGCCUCCAAAAUUAGCGGGGGCACAAUUAUUGAAGUGCCAAAAUUAAAUAUUGCGAUGACUUCAUGGCAAGAGGAAAACAGCGAUAUUUUGGAAUAUCUUUAUAAAUGUACCUUUGAGGAUAAAAUAGCUGUGAAGUGGAAUUUAGGCCCCGUUAACUUCAUCAAAGAAAUGUGGACAACCCAUGUGAAGGCAUUAGCUGUUCGUAGAUCGCAAAACGUUCUUGAUACAGAUAUGCAAACAGAUGAAGAAGUUCAAAAAAGGAUAAAAGAAGAAGAAAAUAUAUCAAAACUAAAAUAUGUUCCAAUUGAAGAACCCCGAAUAGAUAUGCCUCAAAUUAGGGACUUGGGAGACGCCACUCCACCUCUAGAGUGGUUUGGAGUCAAUAGGAAAAGGUUACCUGCCUUUACUCAUCAGACUGUAGUUGUCCCAGUUCAAAAGCUGGUUCACGCAGCGGAAAAACAGUAUGCAAGUCUUUUAGAUAACUCAGGAUAA